AUGGUCUCCUCCAUGCAAUCCAAAGUGUUGGCGAUCUUGCCGAAAUGUACUGGUGGCCUGUCCCUGGUGGGAUCAAUCAGUAUUGUCUAUGAUCUUGUCAAAAAGAUCCACCUGAAACCCAGUGGUUCUGCCAACACCUUCCAACGCAUCAUGCUCGGUUUGAGUUGUUUUGACUUGAUUUGCAGUUUCUGCAAUGUCUUAUCCACCUGGCCAAGUCCUGACGAUUCGGGUGUGCAUAUGGCUGUUGGUAACACACAAACAUGUACAGCACAAGGAUUCUUCAAUGAACUCGGUAAUGUUGGGGCGGUUCUUUAUUCGGUCAGUUUGAGUUUGCACUAUGUAUGGCAGAUAUCAUCACCCGGGUUGAGAAAUCGACUGCCUCCAAAGCAAGAGGUCUGGCUUCAUGUAGUUCCAAUGAUACUGGCUCUGAUCAUGGCGGUGCUUGGUUUGCCCCUCGAUCUCUACAACAACUCUGGCUGGCUCUGCUGGUAUGCCCCUUACCCCAAAGGGUGCAAUGGAGAUGAAUGCACUCGUGGUCAGCUGGCUGGCAUUUUUCGUUGGAUUCACUACGGAAUUGUGUGGGGAGCAAUUCUUCUGGUGACCAUUUCCAUGUAUUCGAUCUUUCGGGUUGUAUGGGCCACUGAGAAUAGGGCCAGCAAGAUUAGGGCCAGAAUCGCCGAUCCAACUGGAAACGGCUUCCUAGAUGAAGACAAGGAUGGAACAGACAGCGUUCACAGCAUACAAACUAUCACGUCCAUCAUCCUCACCCCGCGCAUACAACGUGUGGCAACGCAAGCAUUCCUAUACGUUGCCGGGCUCUACUUGACAUGGAUAUUCACUACGUUGACGCGGGUCAUCCAAACAACUCAAGGUGUGACUCAUCUGGAGCUGCUGAUCCUCAUGGGCAUCUUCUUUCCCCUUCAGGGAUUCUGGAAUGCCUUGAUCUAUUUUAGAUCGCAAGCAAAUCAAGAGAAGAGUCAAAUUCCAUCUACUGUUUCUCAUGUUUCUGGUAUCAAGUGGAGCAUGCCGACUUCCAAGACGCAGGAAUCGCGAGGGUCGUCCACGGUACACUCGCAGAUACAGCCUGUUUCUACUAUUCCUGAAGACUUGGUUAGGCCAGGCAAGGUGGAGGAGGAGGAAGAAAAAUCUUGUGACGAACCCUUCCAGAUUGACUCUACACCGUAG
Seminavis robusta is the source of this 1185-nucleotide messenger RNA. NCBI's taxonomy places the organism in Eukaryota, Bacillariophyta, Bacillariophyceae, Naviculales, Naviculaceae. The record is from the annotation of a GenBank genome assembly.